Brassica oleracea var. oleracea is the source of this 1927-nucleotide messenger RNA. Its product is annotated as F-box/LRR-repeat protein 2. Lineage: Eukaryota; Viridiplantae; Streptophyta; Magnoliopsida; Brassicales; Brassicaceae. The coding region runs from base 60 to 1739 and encodes 559 amino acids. The transcript has a single exon. Gene Ontology annotation, biological process: SCF-dependent proteasomal ubiquitin-dependent protein catabolic process. Gene Ontology annotation, cellular component: SCF ubiquitin ligase complex. The record is from RefSeq and is a predicted model, not a curated record. Gene Ontology annotation, molecular function: protein binding.
UUCUCCUUUGCUUUUUAUCUUCUCCGAUCAAAAUCUGGAGAGGGAGUGGAGUGAGGAAAAUGGAUCUACCUGAAGAAUGUUGGGAGCUGAUCUUUCGAUUCAUCGACGAAGACGACGACCAUCGAUCCCUCGAAUCUCUCUCCCUCGUAUCCGCCUCAUUCCUCUCCAUCGCCAACCGCGUUCGCUCCACCUUCACCAUCACCGAUCGCACUCUCCCCUUUCUCAACCGCCACCUCCUUCGCUUCCACAACCUGAGGCGCGUCAGGUUCCACGACUUCCACGGAGAUAUAAACUCGAUCCUCCUGCAGAUUUCCCUUUCCGGUUUAGAUUUGGAAUCGCUCGAUAUCUCAGGAAUGCAGUACUUUCCAGAUUUGAAGAAGAAGAUGAGCAGCAACAUGAAGGAGUUUAGCUGCUCUGGAGUCUUGGAGCUCCGAGAAAACGACCUCGUUUCGAUCGGAGUGUGCUUCCCGUCUCUCCAGAAGCUGGACAUAAGCUACCCUGAAUCUCUUCCUUGCCCCGUCUUUGAUUCCGCGAUCAUCAGCCUCUCUUCCAAUCUCAAGAACCUCUUGAAGAUCGACGUCUCUGGUAACAACCUCAUCACGGAUAAGUCUUUGCUGUCUCUAUCGGAGAACUGUGUCCUUUUAAGAGAAAUCAUCUUCCGUGAUUGUGAUUUCGUUUCGUCCCGCUGCAUCGAGUUCGUUCUGCGUAAUUCUCGUUACUUGGAGUCUCUUGCGAUCAACGGAAUCGGAUGGAGGCCGAGGGAAAGUUUCUCCAAGGACGCCUUCUUGUUGUGCCGUUGUUUGUCUGAGCUUGAUCUCUCCGAUUCGUUUCUGUCUGAUGAGUUGCUUCGUUUGAUUGCUGACGCCGAGCUUCCUCUGAAGAAGAUUGUUCUCUCCAAUUGUCAGUGUCUAACGUUUGAUGGGGUAUUGUAUCUGCUGACCAAGUAUCAGACUUUAGCUCACUUGAAUCUUGAAGGAUCUAGUUUCCUCUCUGAUGAGAUGAUUUUGGAACUGGUGGUGUUCCUUGGGAGUCUAACCUUUGUGAACUUCAGUUUUUGUGCCAAGUUAACUGGUGUGUCAUUCUUCAACAUCGUUGAAAGAUGUGUUUCCCUCCAGUGCAUGAGAAUGGAAGGGACCAAUUUUGGAGUGGAAGACGAUUCCAAGGAACUGGGUGUCAAGUCAAGGAUCAAGUCUUUGUACAUAUCUGGAAACCACAACUUGAGAGAUGAGUGUCUCCUCAAGAUAUCACGCCAUUGCCCUUUUGUACAAACUCUUGAAGUUGAUCAUUGUCCUGCCAUCACUGGAGAUGGGGUGCUUGAAGUCUUGAGGAAUUGUGGCGAGCUAACAUCUUUGGAUAUAAGCGGAUGCACUGGCAUAAGGAGUCUUGAUGCGCUAGACUUUGAGCUUCCAAAGCUGGAGUCUUUAAGAGCAUGUGGAACUUGGAUCGACAACCAAGCCCUAGGUUUUAUCAGCAAAAGAUGUCCAAGGUUGUUGCGUCUUCAUCUGAAAGGAUGCUUGAACGUGACAUCAAGAGGUGUGAAGGAAAUUGUGCAGAGCUGCACACGUUUAAGAGAAAUAAACCUUUCCAACUGUCAAGUUGAUGAUGGAAUUUUCAUUUGGAUGGUUUGUGCUAAUCCAUCUCUUAGAAAAAUUGUGCCGCCAUGUUGUUUUUCUCCAACUAAAGACCUCCACAAAUUCUUGCUACGCCAUGGAUGUGUGAUCUGCCAAGAGAUUCCAUAGCAAACCCCUGCCAAUAGAAGAAUCUGCAAAAUGGUCUAAAUGAACAUAUAUAUCUCACUUUCCAUGUUUAAGUUGUUGAUUUUUAUUCAAAUGUUAAGCCAUUAUUCUCAUGUUUAUCGAUGAUGGAAGUAAAACAUCACAACAUUGCAAAUCAAAGCCAGAAAAGUCGUAACAAAAAGUUAAGAACA